AUGGAGUUCUCCCGCCGCGGCCCAGCCACCGACGGUGUCGCCGACGGCCACCGCUGCCCCGACCCUCCGCCGCACGGAGACGCGAUGCUGGUGAUGAGGGACGCCCUGCUGUGGCAGCUCCACAAGGACCGCCUUCGUCAGGAGAUCAUCCUGAGCGAGCUCGCCAAGAUAGAGCGCACCGUGGCACUUCGCGCCGCGUCCGGUCACCACACCACGGCGAUGCCCCGGGACAGCAUGCCGCAACACAGAGGACCCGUCUUCGGCUGGGAACACUACGGCGACGUGAGUGAGGAAAAUGAUGUGAAGCUACCACCAAACAACGACAGGCAGACUGCGGAAUCCAGAUUUCCAAAGCCUGUCGGGGAAGAUCGUGCCAACAAAUCCUGCAACACCUGCAAAUGUGGUGGUAAUGCGGGUCCACAUAGCUCAGCAUUUGAUGAUCUGAAACUGCAAGAUCCCGUUCAGACUGUUCCUCCAAGUAAAACAUCGCCUGCGGUGAAGUGGGAACUGACAGGAAUAACCAUACCAGUUAAGAAGCCGAAGCCGAAGCUACCCAUGACAUGGAGUUGCACCGUGUGCCAGGUGCUGGUAAACAUUGAGAAGGUCGUACAGAAGCAUUGUGCUGGGAGGAUGCACCAGUCAAAUAUAGCAACAUUGGAAUCAAGAAUUAAGGCCAUCAGUGGUCAGAAGGCGAAAAAAGGAGCAAAACCUUCUACUGGUACAGAUGAGAUAAAAACAUCUUCAAUAAGAUGGAGUUGCAGCACCUGCCAGGCCAACGGUUUAUGCCAAUCAGACUUAGAGGAACACCUCAAAGGCACAGAACACCAGCACAACAUCGUAGCUUCAUGCAAAGAAGGCAGUAACAACGAUAUGGUGAAGAACAUUGCACCGGAUGAAGCAAAAUUGCACAAGAGCAAUGUGCCACAGCAUGCAGAAAAGGCACAUUCGGUAGGCUGCAGCACUUGCCAAGUUAUCUGCGGCCGCGAAUCAGAUCUGCAGAUCCACCUGAAGGGUAAAAGGCACUUGAAUAAGAUUCGAGCCGUACUCGAAGAGAGCAAGAACGUUGCAGCCUUAUGCCAAGAAGGCAGCAACAACGAUGUAGCGAAGAACAUUGCACCGCAUGAAGCAAAAUCGCACGAGAGCAAUGUGUCACAACAUGCAGAGAAGCCACCUUUAGUAGCUUGCGACAUUUGCCAAGUUAUCUGCGGCCGCGAAUCAGAUCUGGAGAUCCACCUGAAGGGUAAAAGGCACUUAAAUAAGAUUCGAGUCCUACUUGAGGAAAGCAAGAACGUUGCAGCCUUAUGCCAAGAAGGCAGCAACAACGAUGUAGCGAAGAACAUUGCACCGCAUGAAGCAAAAUCGCACGAGAGCAAUGUGUCACAACAUGCAGAGAAGCCACCUUUAGUAGCUUGCGACAUUUGCCAAGUUAUCUGCGGCCGCGAAUCAGAUCUGGAGAUCCACCUGAAGGGUAAAAGGCACUUAAAUAAGAUUCGAGUCCUACUUGAGGAAAGCAAGAACAUAACCAUGGACCCUGAGGCACACAAAACAGACUUAAACCAGGACAGUGCGCCACAACAUAUGGAGAAAACCAAUUGCGAAUUAGACUUGGAGAGCCACCUCAGAGACGAGAGACUCCAACUGAAUAUUCAGGCUCUUGGCGAGAAAACCAAGCAAGAGAAAAGCAAUCCACAAGAAAUUGCCAAGGGCCGAAUACCAUCAUCAGAAUGGGAUUGUGCUACUUGCCAGGCCAAAUGUAACUCCAAAGCUCAAUUUGAGCACCACUGCACAAAUAGAAGAGAUCAACGGAAGAUCAAUGUGAUACUCGGCGAAGAUGAUAUUGCGAAAGUGAGCAGUCUUCACAUCGAAGUCCCAUGCAAAGAAGGAAGUAACAACGAUAUGGUGAAGAACAUUGUGUCACGGGAAGCAAAAGCGCAUCAGAGCAAUGUGCCAGAGCAUGCAGAGAAGCCACCGUCAGUAUGGAGUUGCAGCACUUACCAAGGCAUCUGUAACUGUGAAUCAGAUUUGGAUAUCCAUCUGAUGAGUAAAAGAAUCCAAGAUAUAGUAAAAGAAUGCAGGAACAUUGCAAUGAAUUCCGAGUCACAGAAUACAAAGGUGAAUCCAACUAGUGUGCCACAACAUGUAGAGGAAACGAAUUGCCAAUUAAACUGGGAGGGUCACCCCGACCUCAGAGAUGAGAGACUCCAACCAAUGAACGAUCGGGCCCUUCGCGAAACAAUCAACCAAGAUAAAAACAACCCAGCAGAAAUUGCCAAGGACCAAAUUCCAUCCUCAGAAUGGGAUUGCGCUAUGUGUGAGGUCAAAUGUAAUUCUAAAGCCCAUUUCGAGCAUCACUGCACAGGCAUAAAGCAUCAGCAAAAAAUAAAUAUGACACUCGGUGAAGGCGAUAUUGCAAAAGUGAGCAGUCUCCACAUCAAAGUCCCAUGCAAAGAAGGCAGUAACAACGAUAUGAUCAAGAACAUUGUGUCACAGGAAGCAACAUCGAAUCAGAGCAAUGUGCCAGAGCAUGCAGGGAAGCCACCUUUAGUAGGUUGCAGCAUUUGCCAAGUUAUGUGUGGCCGUGAAUUAGAUCUGGUGAUCCACCUGCAUGGUAAAAAGCACAUUAAGAAGAUCCGAGCGCUACUCGAAGAAAGCAAGAACAAUGCAAUGAAUUCUGAGCCACAGAAAGCAAACAUGAACCCGGAUAGUGUGCCGCAACCUGUGGAGAUAACAAAUUGCGAAUUAGACUUGGAGAGCCACCUCACAGAGGAGAGACACCGUCUCAUGAAUGAUUGGACCCUUCAUGAAAAAAUCAGCCAAGAUCCACUAGAACUUGUGAAGGACCAAAUACCAUCUUCAGAAUGGGAUUGCGCUGUAUGCCAUGCCAAAUGUAACUCUAGAGCUCAAUUUGAGAAUCACUGCUUAAGCAAAAAGCAUCAACGGAAGACCCAGAUGAUACUCAGCAAAAGCGAUAUCGCUAAAACAGGUUGUCUGGAGGCCCUGGAUGAACUGCCUUCGGAUGGCUCGAAUAGCAAGAAUGAACUACCUUCGGACGGCUCCAACAGGGAGAAUGAACAGCCUUCACCGAACAUGGAGGAGCAGAAGGCAUCGAACUUUUGCGGUAGAAUGCUAGAACAUCAUUGUAUCGGAGGAAGCCCCGAGCAAAGCUCAAUGCAAAGAAAUGGCAUGUGUUAAUGUAUCCAGGUGUACGGUUGUUAGGGGAAAUUGCAAUGCAUGAUGAUGUAUGUACAUUCGAAUCAUAUGGUGGCAUUGCGAGAAUCUUAUAUAAGUCGUUUCAGGACAAA
Molecule: messenger RNA, 3302 nt
Organism: Lolium rigidum
Lineage: Eukaryota; Viridiplantae; Streptophyta; Magnoliopsida; Poales; Poaceae
Exons: 3
Coding region: 1-3192 (1063 amino acids)
Molecular function (GO): zinc ion binding; nucleic acid binding
Source: RefSeq, a predicted model, not a curated record